Molecule: messenger RNA, 1400 nt
Organism: Phyllopteryx taeniolatus (common seadragon)
Lineage: Eukaryota; Metazoa; Chordata; Actinopteri; Syngnathiformes; Syngnathidae
Product: proteinase-activated receptor 4-like
Exons: 2
Coding region: 121-1284 (387 amino acids)
Biological process (GO): positive regulation of Rho protein signal transduction; blood coagulation; thrombin-activated receptor signaling pathway
Cellular component (GO): membrane
Molecular function (GO): thrombin-activated receptor activity
Source: RefSeq, a predicted model, not a curated record
CUUCGCGUCGCCAUCCGCACAUCCCCUCCAUGUUUUUUCCCCUCCCUGUUUUUUCGUGUCCUCUAAUUUCCCUCAUGUUGAUGUUUUGACGGCCUACUUGGCGUGCGAGUGUAUUCGAAGAUGUUCUCUCAAGCGUACGUGCGUCUUUCUAGACUUGUCCAUCACGUCAAGCGAGGCUGGACAGAUGAUGACCACCACCACCACCAUCACCAUCAUCAUCAUCAUCAUCAUCAGGCCUCUGCCGAACGUCUCCGGGCCUUCCGGCUGAAGGUGUCGUGCAACGUGACCACUCUGAGCGAGAAGCAGCUGAAGGAGAUCCAGGCCCCGACCAGCAAGUUGUACCUACCGGCGCUCUACCUCCUGGCCCUGGCGGCGGGUCUCCCGGCCAACCUGCUGGCCCUUUGGAUCCUGGUGUUCAAAAGCAAGCGUCUCCCGUCCACCGUCCUGCUCAUCAACCUGACGGCGGUGGACUCUCUGCUGCUGCUGGCGCUGCCCUUCCGCAUCGCGUACCACUUCCGAGGGAGCCACUGGGACUUGGGCGAGCCGUUCUGCCGGAUUGUCACCGCCUCGUUCUACGGGAACAUGUACGGGUCGGUGCUGUGCCUGGCGCUGGUGGCUCUGGACCGCUACGUGGCCCUGGCGCACCCGUUCGGCGCCAAGACCCUGCGCGGCCGGCGGACGUCUCUGCAAAUGACAGCGCUGGUGUGGGCGGCGGUGCUGGCGGCCAUGUUGCCGCUGCUGACGUCGCAGCAGACGUACGCUCUGGACCGGCCCGACAUCACCACCUGCCACGACGCGCUUCCCCAGCGCGAGCAGGAGAACUUCUUCCUGCCCUACUUCGUCACGCUGUUCACGCUGGGCUUCCUGCUGCCCUUCGUCGUCAUCGUGUUCUGCCACUGCGGCGUCCUGCGAGCGCUGAUGGCCGAGGGCGAGCGUUACGCCCACGCCGUCCGGGUCACGCUGCUGGUACUGCUGGUGUUCGUGGUCUGCGUGCUGCCCAGUAACGUCCUCCUGCUCCUCACCUACGCCGCCGCCGACGGCGCAGGUGAGGACGUGUACGUGCCGUACAUGCUCAGCUUGGCCGUUAGCACCUUCAGCAGCAGCGUGGACCCCUUCAUCUACUACUACGUGUCGGCGGACUUCAGGGACAAGGCCAAAAGCCUGCUCUGUUGCCGCGGCAACGCUCCGCCACCGGCCAACCCGCCGAACAAAGCGUCCUACUCCUCGUACGCAUCCGGGCCCAGGACGAAAGUCACCCUGCUGUCUGUCUCCACGCGCACCUGAACAUCACCGCGCCACGGAGAAAAUCAGUAAAAGAACCAUGUGACCACUUGCUUAUACAGUUUUGUGUUACUACAUCACUUUAUCACAGCUAACCAAAUACAUAUUGUUGAAUCCUU